AUGACGGCGCCGUGUCUUGCGGCAAAGAGGAGGAGCAACAUGACGUUUGGGCUGAAAGCUUGGAGGAGAUGUGCCGCGUCUCUGUUGGUUUUGCUGAGUAUUGCCCCCGCUAACUUUCUUUUCGAGAGCGAAGGCAGACAGUCCGCACUUCGUUGGGGCAGAAGGCAGAGUGUAUUGUGGACCUCGAUGCUGUGUGCAGAGGAGGCCCAUGCUAUUGGGGUAGCCCUCGACUACCGGAAGUUGGAAGAGAUUGAUCUCUCAUCCAGGAAGAUUGUUGGUGAUAUCAAUUCCGAAAAGGUUCAGAAGUUGCGCGUUUCAUUGAAGCCAAAUCGCCGUGAUUGGAAGGAGCCGGUUCCUAGAUGUUGGUUGCCACAGCUUGCCAUCCUUCAGGCACUGGGCACCAUAAAAGAUGCCAAGCAGAAGACAGAAGCUUUAUUCAGGGCAUACAGGGAGGAUGUGACUGUCAGCUUCAAGCCCUACUUAACUCCGAUUCCAGAAAUGAGAGAAGCGUUGGAAGAGCUCUACGAGCUGUUUGACCCGGAUUCGAAGCGAGAUGUGGAGCGUAUUGGCAGGUUGCUGCUUUCAGCAAGGUACAAGUUCAACGAGGCACGAAGUGCUGACCCAAAGGCCACUGACUAUGAGUUGAUGGUCAGCAACAGCGUGUUGUUGAGCGACAAGAAGGAGAAGGCCAAAUUUGAUACCUAUUUGCAGAAUUUCCUGCAAAUAGCAGACAAAUUCCUCUUAUUUAUUGAAUGA
Molecule: messenger RNA, 756 nt
Organism: Durusdinium trenchii
Lineage: Eukaryota; Dinophyceae; Suessiales; Symbiodiniaceae
Source: the annotation of a GenBank genome assembly